Messenger RNA from Saccoglossus kowalevskii, 1896 nucleotides. RefSeq lists its product as uncharacterized. Gene Ontology annotation, biological process: proteolysis. Gene Ontology annotation, molecular function: serine-type endopeptidase activity. The record is from RefSeq and is a predicted model, not a curated record. NCBI's taxonomy places the organism in Eukaryota, Metazoa, Hemichordata, Enteropneusta, Harrimaniidae.
GUACAUGUGGACGGUUUGGCGCAAUUUUAGCGGGUAAGUUGUAAAACGUCGUGUACAUAAACUUUCUGGUACUGGCGUAAACGUGUGACUUGUUGAAGAGAGAGCGUUCGUUCGUGAGAUUAGAGAAAACAAAACGGAUACUUGAUUGUGCUGGACACAAUGAUGAAGGUUCUUGUUCAGAUGAUUGCAGUCAGCCUUUGCUGUGAACUGACGUUUACAGCUCGAUUAUUAAAAGUUGCCAACCCACUCCGAGAAAACUAUAUAGUGGUGAUGAAGGGCAAGCACGUUGACGUUGACAGUGUGGAGACCAGACUUGUUUCAUCAACCAAGGUUAAAAUCAAUGGAAAGAUCAAAGGUAAAGGAAAAAUGAAAGCAUUGAGAAUUGAGAUUCCAGAUGAUGAUCCUGAAAGUCUCGAAAAGCUUCUUCAAGAUCCAGCAAUAGAUUAUGUAGAAGAAGACGGCGUGGUUACUCCGGAUAACUGGGGACUGGAUGAAAUAGACCUCACCCCUGGUAAUGGGAUAUAUGAUCCACCAGGUGAUGGGUCAGGGAAAACGGUAUAUAUCAUCGAUAGUGGAAUAUAUCCUAAGCACAAAGACUGGGACACGUCGCCUAAAUUAUUAUCAAACCACGUUACGGGCAAGAAGAAAUUGGGCGACUGUUAUGGACAUGGCACACAUGUAGCAGGGAUUGUGGGAAGUAAGACUUACGGUGUAGCGAAAAAGGCCCAGCUUAGUGCUGUAGUGGUAUUCGACUGUGACGGCAGCGGUACUUGGGGGAGGGUUAUAUCUGGUUUGAAUACAAUUGUAAACGAAGGGGUACCUGAUUCAAUUAUCAAUCUGUCUCUAGCCGGGUCGUAUGCUCAAGCAGUCGUUGAUGCCCUUGCUGACGCCAACGAUGCCGGUUUUCUCAUUGUUACCGCUGCAGGUAACGCUAAUGUCGACGGGUGUACCAUGCUGCCAGCCAACAGUACUGACGUGAUUGCAGUCGGCGCCACUAUGAGUGAUGGUUACGUAUGGCCUGGAUCUAACUACGGCCCGUGUGUUGAUAUGUACGCACCGGGAGCAGGUAUUUUAAGUCUAGAUAUUCAGAACCCGUCAUCAACUACAGUGAAGACUGGCACUUCUAUGGCAUCACCAGAAGUCGCUGGAGAUGGCUCUGGUAAAACUGUUUACAUUAUUGACAGUGGGAUAUACGAGAAGCAUAAACAGUGGAAUAUAGAUCCAACAGAACUCAUUGACUGCGUCGAUGGAAAUUUGAGAGUUACCGAUUGUUUUGGUCAUGGAACUCACGUAGCUGGGAUCGUUGGUAGUAACAGCCAUGGGGUAGCGACAAAAGUACAGUUGAGCUCCGUGCGGAUAUUUGACUGUCAAGGCGCCGGUACAUGGGGAAGGGUGAUAACAGGUUUAAGUGAGAUUGUUAGCAAUGGGGUGAGCUCCUCCAUCAUCAAUUUGUCGCUUUCUGGAGGGUAUUCACAGGCAGCAGCCGAUGCCCUGGAAGCAGCGAACGCUGCUGGCUUCUUACUAGUAGCCUCUGCUGGCAAUGGACAUAAUGAUGCGUGUACAGUUUUACCUGCAAGUAGUCUUGAUGUAUUAACCGUUGGUGCAACCUGCGAAAAUGGCUCUGUGUGGUAUUAUUCUAAUUAUGGGGAGUGCGUCAAUAUUUUUGCUCCUGGUGUUCAGAUUGAGAAUCUUGACAAUAGAAAUCCACAGUCUCUGACCGUUCGAUCUGGAACAUCGAUGGCGGCACCUAUGGUAGCCGGCAUUGCUGCAGUGAUAUGGGCAAACAAUCCGAGCUACACAAACGUUGAAGUGAAGAAUGCCAUCUUGAACCGUGGAACUGUUGGUAUUAUUGAUGAACUAGAUUCGGCGUCUAUCAAUCUGUUCGCACGUCUUUAA